AUGGUGCCCCCCAGGGGACUCCAGACACAGUUACCAGCCAGCUGCGAUACAAAAUACCAGAAACGGGACUUGGCCACCACACGGUUGGAUGCAAAGAUUCACAUUCGAGGUCGGGGACUCAGCUACCGAGUCCAGGCAACUUCCCCAGUGGGACGGCACCCAGCCUCUCCUGCCGCAGUCCGGGUGCCAGGAGCACAGACUGGGGACCACUGCGGGCACGUGGGCUCGGCCGCAGCACUGCGCCAGUUCAGCACGCCCAGCAGCCCCGCGGCCGUGGCCUCUGGAGAGAGGUUCCUCCCCUUCUACUCUGCACCAGUCCAAGGGAAUCUGUGGUCGGUGACGCGCAUCCUUCAGCGAGCCACCUGCAGGCCAGGGUGCGCCUCUGGGACCGCAUCACAAGCUGGGCCGGCGGUCUGGGUACCGAAUGCUCCGGAGGCCAUGCGGGCGUUGGUGCGGCACAGUGACCGGCUGCCGCCGCUGCUUGUUGUUUUGUCAGUCAUGAUUCUUGAGACCGUUACAAGCCAAGAUCUGCCUGUGAUCAAGUGUGUUUUAAUCAGUCAUAAGAACAAUGGCUCAUCAGCGGGAAAGUCAUCGUCGUCGUCGUCCCUCAUGGUAAACUGUAAAGAAGAAGGCCCUGCUGUUGUCAAAAAGGAGGAGAAGGUACUUUACGAGUUAUUCGGAACAGACAUCAGAUGUUGUGCAAGAAAUGCACUGGGCCGUGAAUGCACCAAGCUGUUCACCAUAGAUCUAAAUCAGGCUCCUCAGAGCACACUGCCUCAGUUAUUCCUGAAAGUGGGGGAACCCUUGUGGAUAAGGUGCAAGGCCAUCCAUGUGAACCACAGAUUCGGGCUCACCUGGGAGCUGGAAAACAAAGCCCUGGAGGAGGGCAGCUACUUUGAGAUGAGUACCUACUCCACAAACAGGACCAUGAUGCGGAUUCUAUUGGCUUUUGUGUCCUCUGUGGGAAGGAACGACACCGGAUAUUACACCUGUUCUUCCUCAAAGCACCCCAGCCAGUCAGCGUUGGUGACCAUCCUAGAAAAAGGGUUCAUAAAUGCUACCAGCUCACAGGAAGAGUAUGAAAUCGACCCGUAUGAAAAGUUCUGCUUCUCAGUCACGUUUAAAGCAUACCCUCGCAUCCGAUGCACAUGGGCCUUCUCUCAAGCAUCCUUUCCUUGUGAACAAAGUGGCCUGGAGGAUGGAUACAGCAUAUCUAAAUUUUGCGAUCAUAAGAACAAGCCAGGAGAGUACAUAUUCCAUGCAGAAAACGAUGAUGCCCAGUUCACCAAAAUGUUCACGCUGAACAUAAGAAAGAAACCUCAAGUGCUAGCAAAGGCCUCAGCCAGCCAGGCGUCCUGUUCCUCUGAUGGCUACCCAUUACCCUCUUGGACCUGGAAGAAGUGUUCGGACAAGUCUCCCAACUGCACCGAGGAAAUCCCAGAAGGAGUUUGGAAUAAAAAGGCUAACAGAAAAGUGUUUGGACAGUGGGUGUCGAGCAGUACCCUAAAUAUGAGUGAGGCCGGGGAAGGGUUUCUGGUCAAAUGCUGUGCAUACAAUUCUGUGGGCACGUCUUGCGAAACCAUCUUUUUAAACUCGCCAGGCCCCUUCCCUUUCAUCCAAGACAACAUCUCCUUCUAUGCGACCAUUGGGCUCUGUCUCCCCUUCAUUGUUGUUCUCACUGUGCUGAUCUGUCACAAAUAUAAAAAGCAAUUUAGGUAUGAAAGCCAGCUGCAGAUGAUCCAGGUGACGGGCCCCCUGGAUAACGAGUAUUUCUAUGUUGACUUCAGGGACUAUGAAUAUGACCUCAAGUGGGAGUUUCCAAGAGAAAAUUUAGAGUUUGGGAAGGUCCUGGGGUCUGGUGCCUUCGGGAGAGUGAUGAAUGCCACAGCCUAUGGGAUUAGUAAAACAGGAGUCUCAAUUCAGGUGGCAGUGAAGAUGCUAAAAGAGAAAGCCGACACCUGUGAAAGAGAAGCGCUCAUGUCAGAGCUCAAAAUGAUGACCCACCUGGGGCACCAUGACAACAUCGUGAAUCUGCUGGGGGCAUGCACACUGUCAGGGCCAGUGUACUUGAUUUUUGAAUAUUGUUGCUAUGGCGACCUCCUCAACUACCUCAGAAGUAAAAGAGAAAAGUUUCACAAGACAUGGACAGAGAUUUUUAAGGAGCAUAAUUUCAGUUUUUACCCCACUUUCCAGUCACAUUCAAAUUCCAGUAUGCCGGGUUCACGAGAAGUUCAGAUACACCCGCCCCCGGAUCGGAUCUCACGGUUCAAUGAGAAUCCAAUUCACUCUGAAGAUGAGAUUGAAUAUGAAAACCAAAAGAGGCUAGAAGAAGAAGAGGAAGAAGAUUUGAACGUGCUGACAUUUGAAGACCUUCUUUGUUUUGCAUAUCAAGUGGCCAAAGGCAUGGAGUUCCUGGAGUUCAAGUCGUGUGUUCACAGAGACCUGGCAGCCAGGAACGUGCUGGUCACCCACAGGAAGGUGGUGAAGAUCUGUGACUUUGGACUGGCCCGAGACAUCCUGAGUGACUCCAGCUACGUCGUCAGGGGCAAUGCGCGGCUGCCAGUGAAGUGGAUGGCACCCGAGAGCUUAUUUGAAGGGAUCUAUACAAUCAAGAGUGACGUCUGGUCCUACGGCAUCCUUCUCUGGGAGAUAUUUUCACUGGGUGUGAACCCUUACCCCGGCAUCCCUGUUGAUGCUAACUUCUAUAAACUGAUUCAGAAUGGAUUUAAAAUGGAGCAGCCAUUCUAUGCCACCGAAGAGAUAUACUUUGUAAUGCAAUCCUGCUGGGCUUUUGACUCAAGGAAGCGGCCAUCCUUCCCCAACCUGACUUCAUUUUUAGGAUGUCAGCUGGCAGAGGCAGAGGAAGCAAUGUACCAGAACAUGGGUGGCAGCGUUCCAGAACAUCCAUCCAUCCACCAAAACAGGCGGCCUAUCAGCAGAGAGGCAGGCUCAGAGCCACCGUCACCACAGGCCCAGGUGAAGAUUCACAGAGAAAGAAGCUAG
Molecule: messenger RNA, 3003 nt
Organism: Arvicanthis niloticus (Nile rat)
Lineage: Eukaryota; Metazoa; Chordata; Mammalia; Rodentia; Muridae
Source: RefSeq, a predicted model, not a curated record